Molecule: messenger RNA, 4523 nt
Organism: Tupaia belangeri chinensis (Chinese tree shrew)
Lineage: Eukaryota; Metazoa; Chordata; Mammalia; Scandentia; Tupaiidae
Exons: 7
Coding region: 308-3391 (1027 amino acids)
Biological process (GO): autophagosome assembly; innate immune response; cellular response to interferon-beta
Cellular component (GO): endoplasmic reticulum membrane
Molecular function (GO): GTP binding; GTPase activity
Source: RefSeq, a predicted model, not a curated record
GACUCAGGUCUAGAAAUAGGGGCGCGGCUGCAGGCAGCAACAGCUGCAACCCAGACAGGAACCCGGCCGGGUGGAGCUCUCCGGGUCCUCUUCGCUGCUGCCUGACGUGGUUCCCGGGACUCCUGCCUGGACCCGGCUAAGUCUUUCCAGAGCAAGCGGCCUGGGGUCCAGUUCUGUUUGGUCGCAGAGAGAGCCGUGGCUGCCUGAGGGCAGGGACCCUUCAGCAAGGAGGAGGCGACUUCUGGGAAGGGCCACCGUCCCUCCCGCACCUGCGCGGUCUGGAGCAGGCGCUGCGCUGCUCGCCGACAUGGCAGAGCCCGCCCCGUCCCCUCGCACUCCGCUGUGUGCCUCCCCUGCCCUGCUGUACCACACGGGGGACAGCUCUCUGCCCGAGGACGGCGUCGCCGCGAAGAUUCGGAGAGCGCUGCAAGGAGGGAGCCUGCUGGAGGUGAUCCCCGUGGUCAGGGAGACCCUGGAGACGGCGUCCGGCACCCCGCUGAGCGUCGCUGUGACCGGGGAGUCCGGCAACGGCAUGUCGUCCUUCAUCAAUGCGCUGCGGGGCCUAGGCCACGACGAGGCUGCCUCGGCGCCCACGGGGGUGGUGAGGACCACCCGGACACCCAGCUGCUACGCCUACACUCAUCUCCCCUCCGUGAUGCUGUGGGACCUGCCCGGCGCCAGGCCGGCCACCCUGAGCCUGGAGAGCUACCUGGAGGAGGCGCAGCUCAGCCGCUUUGACCUCCUUGUCGUUGUCGCGUCCGAGCAGUUCAGCCUCAAUCACGUGAAGCUCGCCAAAGCCGUCCAGGCCCUGGGGAAGCCCUUCUACGUGGUCUGGACCAAGCUGGACAGGGACCUCGGCGGUGCCCUGUCAGAGGGACGGGUCCUGCAGGACAUUGGCGAGCACAUCCGAGAGAGUCUGCAGAAGGAGGGUGUGCGGCCGCCCCCCAUCUUCCUGGUGUCCAACUUCGACCCCUUCCUGCACGACUUCCCGCAGCUUCGGGCCGCGUUGCAGAAGGACCUGUCCGACAUCAGGUUCCGCGGCCCCCUGGAGUCCCUGUCCUCCCUCUGUGAGAAGGUCAUUCAGGACAGAGUGACCUCCCUGAAGGAGAGCGUAGCCGCGGAGGACUUCCAGAACAUCCUUGGCCUCCAGGACGCGGACGACUUGGAGCAGUGCCUGGAAGCCUACCGCUCGCUCUUCGGGGUGGACAAUGAGUCUGUCCAGCAGGUGGCCCGUGGGCUCGGGCCACGGACCGUGGAGCUCAUGGCCAUCAUGUCGUCCCGUGACCUGCGCAUGCUCUGCAGAGGGGACUGGGUACUGAGGCUCCUGACUUGUCCUGCUGUGAUGGCCUUCGUCAGGCUCCUGGGAGACAUCCCAGUCUUGGGGGACCUUGUCAUCCGCUGCUUAAGAUGCACAAGGCACAGACGGCUCCUCCAGGCAGUUUCCCAGGACGCCAGAGCCCUGGUGAGGAGCAUCCUGGAGCAAUCUGUCCUCGCGGCUGAGGGCAGCUGUGGUCCAGAGGCUCGCGGAGGGAGGCAGGUGGAGGUCUGGUCUCGGCACCACUCCUUCUCAUUCUUUGUCUCCUUCCUGUUCCGCAUCCCCAAAGCCCAGCUGUGCGGAGGGCAUGUCCCCACCUGGGGGUGGGUGGGACUGUGGUCACGCUCCUCCUUGAAUCCUGUUGGGUGUGGGGUCGGGGACCCCGGGCAGCCCUUCCUGUUCCGCAUCCCCAAAGCCCACCUGUGCGGAGGGCGCAUCCCCACCCGGGGGGACCGCACGGUGCCAGCAGGAAAGGCAGGGGCACCAGCAGCCCAAACUGUCCCCCAGGUUUGUCUGGUCACGGCCUUCCUUGCACACCGAGAGCCAAACACCUACAUUCCUCGCAGCUCGGGGGAGGAAGCCCAUCCUCGCGCAGGAGAGGUCUUGAAGGCCAGCAGGUGGUGUGGAGGCUCCCGCAUGGCCGGCUGCGCUUCAACGCGGGCUGUUGGGGUCACAGCCCACACGGCCAGCUCUCGGCCUGGUUUACAAGAGCUCCACGCGGCGCUGUCUGUGCUCCGGCACCAGGAGGGGAAGGGCCUGUGCGCUCCCCUGGCUGUCCGCUGGAUCGUCAAGCGCCCUCUGCGGCUCACAGACAUGGGUCAGUUCAUUUCCUCGACACCUAAGGAGGACAAUGACAUGGCCUACAGCGUUGACAAGUUUUUUAAGACUUUCAAGAUGGAAAGUAAAAUCAUUCCUGAGGACACCAUCAUUUUGAUUCAAUCCUACCUGGAGAAGGGGGAUGUUCAGAGGACAGUGUCUAUAAUCAAUGAAGCAUUGAGGGACAUCGAGAGUGCGCCACUGAACAUCGCAGUGACGGGCGAGACCGGGUCGGGAAAGUCUAGCUUCAUCAAUGCCCUGCGGGGUAUCGGGCAUGAAGAAGAAGGUGCAGCCCGCAUUGGGGUGACAGAGACGACCAUGAGGAGAACUCCAUACACGCACCCAAAGUUGCCUGCGGUGACAAUCUGGGACCUGCCUGGCUUGGGGAGCACCAACUUCCCUCCACAGAAGUAUCUGGAGGCGAUGAAGUUCGGUGAAUAUGACUUCUUCAUUAUCAUCAACUCUACACGCUUCAAAGAAACGGACGCACAUCUGGCCAAAGUGAUCAGAAAAAUGAACAAGAAUUUCUACUUUGUCCGAACCAGGGUAGAUAGUGACGUAGACAGUUUACGACGAGGUACACCUAGUACCUUCAACAGGGGCCGAGUCCUGGGGGACAUCCAAAAGGACUGUCUGACACAGCUGCGGCAUGCUGGCGUGGUCGACGCUCAGGUCUUCCUAGUGUCUAACCUUGAUGCGUCUGACUACGACUUCCCAGCGCUGGAGACCACCCUUCUGAGGGAGCUCCCUGCUCACAAACGCCAUGUCUUCAUACAGUGCUUGCCGAACAUCACCGAGGCCGCCAUCGACCGGAAGAGGGAUUCCCUGAAGCAGAAGGUCUGGCUGGAAGCCCUGAAGGGUGGAGUCUUGGCCACCAUCCCCUUUGUGGGCGUCGUGUGUGACAGCGACGUGGAGAAGCUGCAGGAGACCCUAACCCUCUACCGGUCUUACUUUGGGCUGGACGACUCGUCCCUGGAAAAGAUGGCCAAAGACUUGCACGUGUCGGUUGCACAACUCAAAGAAAACCUGAAGUCUCCCCGUUUGCUGUUAGUUGAGAAGGAUGAGUCCUUAGGGGAAAAGCUGUUGAGAUAUGUGGAGAUAUUCUGCUCUGUCAAUGGGGGCCUCCUUGCCACUGGUCUUUACUUUAGAAAGAUUUUCUAUCUGCAAAGUUAUUUUCUUGACACUGUAGUGAGUGAUGCUAAAUUUCUCCUUAGGAAAAAGGAGGUUUUAAAGGGCACCAUGGGGUCUGGGAAGGCCUGAGGGAGUAGGGGGAGGAGGGCAGUGGGCUCUGGCUCCAUCCCGGAGUCCCCGUGGUAGUGAGGACAGCAGUCUUAUCGUAGUGACCAUAGCUUAGGGCUUCCUGCAUGCAGCCUGGCCAGACUGGCAACUCUAGACAGGGUCCUUCUUGGGAAAAUGAGGUAUAGGAAUCUGGAAUUUUAUGUUAGGAGAGAGAAUAGCCCACACUAGGUUUUGAAAAACUAAUUUUUUGAAUGAAUGUGGACCUCAUCUGCUUCUCGUGUUCUUGGUAUGCUCCUACGAAUGUAUACUUUUUAGCACGAGUAGACCAGGUGAUGCUGACUGACACCCAAGUUCCUUCAGGGCUAUCAUUGUAUUUGAUAAACAUGAAAGGUGGUGAACUGGAUGCGGUGUGACAGAAGCACAAGAGAAACGUGAGGGUGUUUGUGAGAGGAGCCUGAGCACAGGCAGGGAUGCGGCCCGAGAUGGGUGAGUGAGGUGACAGAUGUCAUCGUUACUACGUGACAUGUUGUGUCUGAGCAUAAGAGGUUAGAGAAUAAGAGGACAGAGGAUGGUAGUGAAGAUAACUGUAAACUUACAAAGGGAAAGGGCAGUCAAUCCCUCAUCUAGUAAGAGAAUUGUAGGAGCAUCUAUGCCACGAUGCAGCUUGUCGCCUGCUGUAUUUGGAGAAAUCGGGAAGUUCAGUGCUCUGCAGGUAGAAUUGUAGAAAAAUAGGCACUGUUGUAUCAAGGUUGGUUUGCCCAGUGCAGGUUUCAAGUCCUAAAAUCGGGGGCCUGGAAAUCACACCCGGUGGUGCGCGCUCACGUGUGUGUGUGUGUGUGUGUGUGCAUGCGCAUGCCAAGAUCUGGAGAGGAGAAUGGAGGAGACGGGACUGCAGUGUGGCCAUCCCCCCGGGGGAUGAUUUCUCACUUCCCCUUUCCCUUUCUCUGUCUCAGGCAAGCACUACAAUGAAAGAAUGCUGUUCUUAUGCCAAUAGGCUGCAGGGAGGGGCUUGACAAAGUUCCCACCCGACAAAGCUGGGACAUUUCAGAAUCCUUAUGCAUGACCAUGGUGUGUCGACAAUGGAUGAAGCAUGGGAGACUGUCUAAACGCAGGGUCAUGAUGACAUUAGAAUAAACUCAUUGUUCAGCUUCGA